Molecule: messenger RNA, 1495 nt
Organism: Athene cunicularia (burrowing owl)
Lineage: Eukaryota; Metazoa; Chordata; Aves; Strigiformes; Strigidae
Gene: SEPTIN12
Product: septin 12
Exons: 8
Coding region: 1-882 (293 amino acids)
Biological process (GO): cytoskeleton-dependent cytokinesis
Cellular component (GO): septin ring; septin complex; microtubule cytoskeleton
Molecular function (GO): GTP binding; GTPase activity; molecular adaptor activity
Source: RefSeq, a predicted model, not a curated record
AUGGGAGCUGCUGGCAUCCCCGCAGGGCAGAGCGGGCUGGGGAAGUCAACCAUGGUGAACACCCUCUUCAAGUCCAAGGUGAGCCGCAAAGCCUCGCAGCCCAGCCAGGAGGAGCGCAUACCCAAGACGGUGCAGCUGCAGUCCAUCACCCAUGUCAUCGAGGAGAAGGGUGUGAAGAUGAAGCUGACAGUGACAGACACACCAGGGUUCGGGGACCAGAUCAACAAUGAGAACUGCUGGGACCCCAUCAUCAAAUAUAUCAACGAGCAGUACGAGAAGUACCUACGCGAGGAGAUCCUCAUCACCCGCAAGAGGAAGAUCCCAGACACCCGGGUCCAUGGAUGUGUCUACUUUGUCCCCCCCACUGGCCACUGGCUGCGUCCACUGGACCUGGAGUUCAUGCGGCGGCUCAGUAAGAUUGUCAACGUGGUGCCGGUGAUCGCCAAAGCCGACACACUCACCCUGGAGGAACGGGCAGAGUUCAAGCGACGCAUCCAGGAGGACCUGAAGACCCAUGCCAUCAGCGUAUACCCGCAGGAGGACUUUGACCAGGACCCAGAUGACAGGGUGCUGAACGACAGGAUUCGGGAGAAGAUCCCCUUUGCUGUGGUGGGGGCGGACCAGGAGCACCAGGUGAAUGGCAAGCGGGUGCUGGGCCGCAAGACCAAGUGGGGCAUCAUUGAAGUGGAGAAUCCGGCGCACUGCGAGUUCCCCCUCCUGCGGGACCUGCUGAUCCGGUCCCACCUGCAGGACCUGAAGGACAUCACCCACAACGUCCAUUAUGAGAGCUACCGCGUGCGGCGGCUGAACGAGAGCAAUGGACCAGCGCUGAGCCCCCUCAACGGGCUGCCCGGCAAGGGCGAGGGUGGCAGUGACCUCUGAGCUGCUGUGUCCCCCCAGAGCUGCCGCUGGACCCCCGUGGCAGCGCCCGUGCCCUGCCCACACCAGUGGCUGUGCCUGGACCCUGCCUGGGGUGAGGAGCCCACACCAGUUUGGGGCGAGGAGCCCCCCAUGAGUGCCAGGCUGCCCUGGCUUGGGUCCCCUGGUCCCUCGUCCCCAAGCUCCGCUAUGGACACAGACCCCCUGGACCCUGUGUGACAUUAAAGGUCAACCUGGAGCCUUCAGCCUUCGCCAUCAUCCUCAUCCUGCUGGACUCCCACCUUCUGAUGUGCCACCACCCUCCAGUGCUGCUCCGGCUGCUGGGGCCAUGGGGCAAGAUCCCCACCACGGUGCUGCUGGGGUCCCCAGUGCCAGCACUGGCCGUGCACCCCGGGGAAGUGCUGGGGUGUUGGUGGUGCCAUGGAUGGCCGGGGCGGGCAGGGUGUGGGUCUCCUCCCCAUGGUCACCCCACCCGCCCUGCCCAGUGACGGCAGCUGGCACAGCCGGACUUUGAGCCGCUUAUCGGGUGGCGGAGGGGUGUGGAGGUGCCGCCUGCAAGGAUGCGUGGGGGCUACACAUGGCCACUCCCCACUGUGGCACACACACCCCCCCCCCG